This is a messenger RNA of Cyanidioschyzon merolae strain 10D, 399 nucleotides long. RefSeq lists its product as hypothetical. The record is from RefSeq and is a predicted model, not a curated record. NCBI's taxonomy places the organism in Eukaryota, Rhodophyta, Bangiophyceae, Cyanidiales, Cyanidiaceae. The transcript has a single exon. Bases 1 to 399 code for a protein of 132 amino acids.
AUGGCAGCUUGUCAUUUCUAUAAAAUGUCCCUGCUACUAUUCAGCGCUGACGUCACUAGUGCGGGAUGGGACCUGUCGGUGAGCGUCGGUGCCGGAGCGUGCUGUUUCGCAGACGUAGCUCGUCGUGAAACAGGGAGCUCAGGCGCUUAUCCCGUGUCUCGUUCCGAGAAUCUGCCGCUGUACUUGAACAAAAGCCGGUGCACCUGGCAUCUUCCGCGACACCCUGCCCAGCGACCCCGAGCAGCAGUGCUUGCGCACUACAGCUCUACAGCGGGAAACCGGUACUCGGCAGCUGCGUUUGCACGAUAUUUUAGAGACCAGAGCGACAGCCUCUUCCACAAGACUGAGUGCACAGAGACGCGUACUUCCGUUCCUCCAUUCCGACAGAGGGCGCUUUGA